Molecule: messenger RNA, 1124 nt
Organism: Paramisgurnus dabryanus
Lineage: Eukaryota; Metazoa; Chordata; Actinopteri; Cypriniformes; Cobitidae
Source: RefSeq, a predicted model, not a curated record
AUGGGGCUGCUGGAGAUCACCCAAUCUGACAGCCCUCUUGACCCCACUGGUCUAGGGGUCAGCAAUGCAGUAACACUGGGGUCAUUCAGCACCUACAUUUUCUCUGAGUACAAGGUAGUGCCAUUCCCAAAAGUCCAAUUGAUUGGCACUGGAUACACAGAAAGGUCACAUAGUGUAUUGGAGCCAUGUCUGAGGGCUGAUGUUUGUGUUGUUUUGUUAUUGUGUUUGGUUUGUUUUUUUGUAAACGUGCACCGACGUCUCCCCAGACCGAAGAGAAAGUCCAAGUAUUCAGCGACACGCAGGCUUCUGCUAAAGACCAAACUGCUGAGAAAAGCAGAAAGUUUGCUGGUGAAAGAAAAAGAGCAAAAAGACGUGGAAAGAGAAAACGCCCUCAGGGAGAAAGCGCCUCCCCUUAAACUCUCUGGCCUUUCUGUUCAAGAACUGCAGGAGCUUUGUAAAGAUUUGCACGAAAAGAUCGACAUUGUGGAUGAAGCGCGAUAUGAUCUUGCUAUAAAAGUCGCCAGGAAUGAUGCAGAGAUUGUGUCGCUUACCCAGAGGGUCUAUGAACUGAAGGGCAAAAUGAAGCGGCCAAAGCUGAAGCGGGUGAAGAAGUCUGCAGAUGCCAUGCUGGGUGCCCUCACAGACAACCGAAUUAUGAAAGCUGACUUCAAAGCAAAUCUCAAAACAGUGAAAAAAGAAGAGGAAAAGAAGGAAGAGGUGACGGACUGGAGGAAAAACGUGGAGGCCAUGUCAGGCAUGGAGGGCAGGAAGAAACUCUUCAACGCCGGGCAGUAGACAAAAACUGUGCAAUAUUUUCACCAAUAGGGGGUUAUCUUCAUAUAACAAUGAUUACUUAAAUUUUAAUUACCUUGAAUAUUGUUUGGUAAAUUAUUCAUUUUGUCAGCCAGCUGUGUGCUUGCGAUAAAAUGUGAUAAAAUAAAUAUGUGGGCACUUUCCGUAGAGAAGGAUAAUAUUCAUAUCAUAUCGACUAUGUGUAAAUAUUUGCUUCAUACUCUUGUGUUGAUUGAAACUAAUAAGGUUCACCUUCUAGCAUGCUGAUUUUAUUACCUAUUUGUAGCAAUACAAGCAUUUCGUUUUUAAUAAAAUCCACCAUAUUAAAUAAA